AAUUUGAAUCAUAUAUGGAAGGUCAUUUCUGUUGACCACUGACCGGUAUUUAGAGACAUGUUUAAUGAGAGUACGUGGCACUUUUUAGUUAUCUUCCAAAGGAAGAGUUUCUCGUUAAUAACGACUAACUUAACAAGAUGAUUCAUCUGGUAUCUACCCUCUGGGUAGUUGCUAUAGCGAUCCAAACGUGCCUGUGUAGACCAAGUACAUCGUUAGAAAAUGAAGAAAGCAAGUUUGGAUACAAGUAUAAAGUCUCUCACUCUCCAGGAGCUUCUAAUGUUCACCUUAGCUUUGGUAAAAGCAAGCUUGAUCAGACGUCUUACAACAUUCCUGAGAGAGAUAGCAGGACAUACCAGUAUGAACCAAGUUCACUAUCAAAAUCACACCAGCCUACGCAUUUAAGCCCAGCCAGCUAUUUUGCAGAUGGUGGUCAUCACGGAAGACCAGAUUCAAUUAGCAGAGGACCAGGUCAAAUUUAUGCUUCACCUUACGAUUCCGACAGGAAACAGAUAUCUGGUGAUUAUUCUAUUAACGGUGAAACUCAUGAACCGAAGCAUUAUCAAUCAGUUCCUGAAAGCUACACACCCAGCUUUCAUUCUGGAUCUGGGGUAAAUGAACCUCCUAAAUCUCAUUAUUCAAGCCAUGACCUCAACGCACCUCUUCACACUUCAAAUCCAACUAUAGCUAGCGGAUCCUCUUAUCCAGUUCCAACUUCCCAAAAUCAUAUUGAUGUACCCGUGCAUUCUCCAAAUCCGCAUUAUUCCGUUCAAGCAUCCAAUCCUGUUCAUCAUCCUCAACAGGAAAGAAUAGCACCAGAGGAGAUUGGAAGCUAUGCUCAACAUCCUCCACAACCUAUUCCUAUUGCGCAACAUAGCGUCGAUGUUCAGCCAUAUGCACAAGAUCCAAAUUUAGCCAUACCGCCAUCUCACCCAAUACCAGUUUCACAACAUGAUAUUAAUGUUCCCUCUUACUCACAUGAUCCAAUUCAAUCGCCACCAGUUGGUGCCAAAUAUGCGAUUAUUCCAUCCGGACCUCCUUACACUAAGGAUACAUUUACAGCUGAUAUUAUUCACGGACCACAAACUGGAGAAGCAAGUCCUGUUUUAGUAGCACCUGUAUACGAAACAAACAAACCGGCACCAGUUUCACACUCUAUCUUGUUACCUUAUGGCCCGUCUGCUCCCCACCCCGUCUCAGAAAGCUCGCCAAGUGGCAAUAUUCCAUUACCUUACCCUGAUAGCCACAUUAAUACCUUAACUCCCACUUCCCAUUCAUCUCAAAUUUUGCUUCCAGCUUCUGUUGACUCAAUCGAUACUGUUGGAAUUAAAACCAUUCCUUCUCCAAAUAGUCAUUUUCAACCCCAAGAAAAAAUAGAAGAUUUAACUCCUAUUUCACAUUCAACUCAGCUUCUCAUUCCUUCUCCCGCUCUUCCAUCAAACCCUACUUUGAUAAAUGUAGACAAUCAUCAUCUUCCUUCUCCAGAGAAUAUUGCUUCUCUGCCCCCAUUAUCUCAUUCUUCGCAAAUUAUCCUUCCUAUUGCAGUACCUCAGGUUAAUCAAGACGGAAUCAAAACUGUUUCUUCAGGUUUCAUUGCAGAAAAUGCUCCGAUCCCACCCCAAGAAAAAAUUGAUAACUUAGCUCCUUUUUCACAUUCAACUCGGCUACUGAUACCAGUCUCAGAAAAAACUGCUCCUGUUGAGACCUUUCAUUCUGUAGAUCAAACGGUAUCUGGUUUAGUACCAAUAGCUCCUCCUUCGCAUGCUACCAAGCUUUUGAUUCCUUCUGAUAUAUAUCUUCCCCAAACGCCUGGUGUCUCAGAACCUGUGUCAGUGCAUACUUUUACAGAAAAUGGUCAUGUAAAUAAUCCAGAGUUUUCCCUUAGUCCGUUCCCGCCACAUCCAGUUGGCUUAUUUUCUGAAACAGGGCCGAAUCAUUUUGAAUCUUCUCCUGAUCUUUCCCCAGCAUCGCAUUCUUUCAGGUUGAAUGUACCUCAAUUAACACCUGGUGUUUUGCCCGUGAUUCCAGAUGAAAAACCUGGAGAAAACUUUACUCCAAUUGCAGUGGACACUCCAACGAUUAAAACAGACAAUAACAUUCCACCAACCUCUCAUUCUUUUAAAUUAAUUCUACCUGAACCAUAUGCUCUUCCUGAUUUAACAGAAUUAAGUGGUGGGAAUGCAGACAAGGAUGAAAUCAAAGAUGGAUUGAUUCCUAUUGGAGCUGAUGCCGUAACAUUAGCUUGGCCUCCUACUCCAACUGAACAGAACGCUUUCGCACCACAAGUUCAGUAUACUGAGCCAAAUCCCCAAAAUGAAAAUUUCAAAUCAUCAGACGCAUCCUUGUUGGCUGUGGAAGCCAAAAAACCAAGAAGGAAAGGAAGGAAAAUAAGGAAACGUUCCUAAAUCAGAAUUAUUUAUUUUGUUUUAUUCAAUCUAAGUCAAAAGUAGAAUGCAUUGUUCUCAUAGAGAAAACAAUAACGUGAUUUCUUUUGGAAAUCUGUAACUCUUUUUAAAAUAUUAAUCACAUUCCAAACAAUUGUGCUAAUUUUUAAGAUUACAGUUCUAAAAAAAACAUUAUAAGCAAUUACCAGAAAUUAUUCUUUUGUGAUUGGCUCCAUAGGCAUAAUUAGCGUAGGAAGUGUUAAUUUAUUUCAAUGUAUUCCGUGUAGAAAAGAUUCGUAUUAAUUUCUUCAUCAUUCUAAUUAUGAAUUUAAAUUUUAAUUGCUAUCGAAAGAAUAAUUUGUCCCGAUAUUAACUGAUAAUGCAUUUUUUGUUAAUUUAUUUCAAUUUAUUUAUCUUAAAUUACUUGUUUGUUUGUUUGUUGUCUAUUUUGUAUGGAAUCUAGAAUAUAUAUUGUUGAGAAGAUAUAAUGCUGUAUAUUAAAAGAAUGUUUUAUACAA
Molecule: messenger RNA, 2899 nt
Organism: Parasteatoda tepidariorum (common house spider)
Lineage: Eukaryota; Metazoa; Arthropoda; Arachnida; Araneae; Theridiidae
Source: RefSeq, a predicted model, not a curated record